AUGUCGUUCGUCGUGCUGGCCGGCCUCUGCGCCGUGGCUCUGGUGGUGGUUCAGCUGCUGCGCACUCGCUACAAUGCCCUGUAUCCCAUCCCCGGGCCCUUCUUGGCCAGUUUCUGCAACUUCUGGAAGGUCUCGUCCGUCUACCGGCACCAGAUGCACGUCGACAACGUGGCGGCCCAUGAUCGCUACGGCCCCGUCGUUCGUAUCGGACCGCACCAUGUGUCCGUGUCGAGUCCGGAGGCCUUUUCCAUGGUGCACGCCGCGCGCUCGGCAUUUCCCAAGACGGAAUUCUACGAAGUGGGCGCCCCCAGCUAUCGCGGCGGUCCGCUCGAGAACCUCUUCUCCAUCCGCAACGUGCAGUACCACAGCUCGCUGCGCAAGAACAUCGGCGGGCUGUACACCAAGUCCGCCGUCAAGGAGUUUGAGCCGCAGAUCGCCAACUGCGUGGCCCUGUUCCUGCGCCGGAUGCGCGAGGAGCAGGGCAAAGCGCUGAACAUGUCGCUGUGGCUGCAUCUGUACGCCUACGACAGUCUGGCGGACGUCAACGUGUCGGAGAAAUUAGGGUUUCUGGAGCAGGGCAGCGACGUCAACGGGAUGAUCGCGGCCGCCGAUCGCAUCUUCGUGCUGGUCGGGCUGCUGACCCAAGCUCCGAUCCUGCAUCUCGGAUUGCGCCUGCUGCGAUCGCUCAUGCCGGCGGAGAAUUCCGAGCCGCUGAUCCAGUACUCCUUCGACAAGGUCGAACAGCGCCAGAAGUCUUUGGAGAAAAAGCCCGACAUGCUGAACAAGUUUCUCUCGCUGCAUGAAGCGCAGCCGGAGAAGGUGUCGGUGCGCGAGAUCAAGGCUGCCAUCUUUAUCAACCUAAUGGCCGGCCACGACGUCCUGGCCAUCACGCUGCGUGCCAUCUGGUACUAUCUGGCGCAGAACCCACGCGUCGCCAAGAUCCUGCGUGCAGAAAUUGCGGGCGCUCGCCAAGCGGAGGGCUUGUCAGAGGAUGACGAUGCCCAGCUUUCUUAUGCGACCGCGUCGUCUCUGCCGUAUUUGGACGCCGUGCUUAUCGAGACCAUGCGGGUUCAUCCCAACACGGGCACCAUCCUGGAACGAAAAGUCCCUGCCUCGGGCGUGACUAUCGACGGAUAUCACCUUCCCCCCGAUACCACAGUGGGAGUGAAUGCCUGGGUGCUGCAUCGUAAUCCCACGAUCUUUGGAGCAGAUGCCGACACGUACCGACCGGAGCGGUGGCUCGAGGCCACUCCGGAGCAGAAAGUAGAAAUGAAGAAGUACAUCUUCACGUUCGGCGCUGGCCCCCACACGUGCAUUGGGCAGCAUAUCGCGAUGAUCCAGAUCGUCAAGGUCGUAGCCGAAUUCUUUCACAGGUUUGACGUCGAGCUGACCCGACCGGACCAACCAUGGAAGGUCAUGGGCAGCUGGGUGACGAAACAGACGGAGAUGGAGAUGAGGGCGCGGGCGCUGGAGCAGACUUCCUGGGGGUCAUCCGGGGCAGUCAGCCUGACUGAUAAACCGGAAUUCCUACUUCUGCAAUGCGCCUCCCACUCCGACGGUCAUUUCGGUCGCCAUCUUUCCUGUCCUCGCUCUGUCUCCCUGCUCCGGUCUCGUCCCCUCGAUCGUCCCUCGAUCGUCCCUUCGUCCAUCAUGUCGGAUGCGUCCGCAGAGCCUCAGUUCCCUCCGGGGUACAUGGAGGCCAACAAUGGCAAUCAAGUCAUCGCCGCCACCACCUUUACGCUGGUCCUGACCACAAUCCUGCUGGGAAUGCGGCUGUACGCCCGCAGCCUUACGGACGCCGCCCGCGGCUGGGACGAGUUCCUACUGGUUCCUUCAUACCUGUGCUGCAUGGGGUUGAUGAUCGUUCUAUACGUGGACGUCAUACACGCUGGCCUCGGCCGUCACGCCGCCUCCGUUAUGGCGGAGGAUCCCCACAAGAUCGUCGUCUUCCUGCAGCUCCUCUACACCCUCGACUGGCUCUACGUGGUCUCCAGCGCCCUGUCCCGCGUCUCCGUCCUGUCCCUCUACCUGCGCAUCUUCACCAACAAGCUCUACCGCGGCGUGUGUUGGUUCAUGAUCGGCUUCGUCCUGUCCGCCAUGCUCGCCACCAUCCUGGCCGCCCAGCUCGAGUGCUUCCCGCUGGCCUACGCCUGGGACAAGACCAUCCCCAACGGCCACUGCUUCAACCAGGUCCUCUGGUACCAGCUGACCAACCUCCCCAACAUCUUCAUCGACCUGGUCAUUCUCGUCCUGCCCAUCCCGACCGUCUGGAACCUGAAGGCCUCCAGCUCCCAGAAGUUCCGCAUCGCCGGCGUCUUCCUGCUGGGCAGUCUUGGUCUAUUCGGUCCCUGCGUGCGAACCGCCGUAUUCUUCCGCGACGGCGACGUCAUCCGAAACGAUCCUACCUGGUCCUCCGACUGCUUCUCCUGGACCGCCGUCGAGUGCGGAAUGUACUUCAGCGCAGCCUGCCUGAUCGGGAUGCGGCCUUUGUUCGCGAAGCUGCCGCGGUGGCUGCGCGGGCACGUCUGGCGGACCUCGAACCGCACGACGGGCCAGGACCCGCGCACGGGGACGGGCAUCAGUUUCAAAAAAAGCCAGCACCGGCCGUAUGCGAAUCUCUCGGGCCGGGACACGCAGCAGGGGACGCAGCUGAAGUCGAUGAAUGGCAUGACGAGUACGAUUGUGUCGAUGCGCGGGAGCGGGUACGAUGACGACUCCGUACGGAAUUUGGUUACCGAUGAGGGCGAUAUUCGUGUGCAGACGCGGAUCGAGGUGAAGAGUGAUCAGGGGGGGUAUUAA
This is a messenger RNA of Aspergillus steynii IBT 23096, 2799 nucleotides long. Its product is annotated as cytochrome P450. Bases 1 to 2799 code for a protein of 932 amino acids. The transcript is spliced from 10 exons. The record is from RefSeq and is a predicted model, not a curated record. Lineage: Eukaryota; Fungi; Ascomycota; Eurotiomycetes; Eurotiales; Aspergillaceae. Gene Ontology annotation, molecular function: oxidoreductase activity, acting on paired donors, with incorporation or reduction of molecular oxygen; iron ion binding; monooxygenase activity.